Oreochromis niloticus (Nile tilapia) is the source of this 2920-nucleotide messenger RNA. It is a transcript of the gene glipr2l, whose product is annotated as GLI pathogenesis-related 2, like. The record is from RefSeq and is a predicted model, not a curated record. NCBI's taxonomy places the organism in Eukaryota, Metazoa, Chordata, Actinopteri, Cichliformes, Cichlidae. Gene Ontology annotation, cellular component: extracellular region.
CACCAGUGACUGCAGGGGCUCCCCUGCUUGGGUGUGUGCCUCUCUAGGCCAGAAAGGGAGAAGUAGGGCAUGCAGAUAGUAUGGUUUGUGGCCAAAGAGGGACAAUUGAAAAAAAAGGAACAGUUGAGCAAUAAUUGUUACAUCCUGAUAGAGCUAAAGCGGAAGAUUGCAUAGUUUAUGUGAGUUCACGGUAGAAUGAGAGGAGAAAUCGAGAAUUAAAUGCAUUAGAAGCACUGUCAGAGUGCCAGCAUUACACUGCACUUAAGAAAGAGAAAGAGCAAGUAACAGUGAGAGAGUGGCGUCUGAAAACAGGACAGAGGAGAGGCUGCUUCUAGUUUGCUCUAAGCUUGUUACUGAUCUUACUUGAAGGCUUCCUGUGUCAGCAACAUGGGAAAAUCAGCCUCAAAGCAGUUUGCUGAGGAGGUGCUGCGGUGCCACAAUGACUACAGGAUGAAGCACCAGGCUCCUCCGCUAAAGUUGAGCAGCAAGUUGAGCAAAGAGGCUGCCCGUUAUGCUGAAAGUCUGGCCAGCACACGGAUCCUAAAACACAGUGUGGAGUCCAGUAGAGGGAGCUGUGGCGAAAACCUGGCUUGGGCCUCGUAUGACCAGACAGGUAAGGAUGUGGCAGACCGCUGGUAUGAUGAAGUGAAACAGUACAACUUCAACCGUCCCGGUUUCUCCUCUGGCACCGGCCAUUUCACAGCAAUGGUGUGGAAGAGCACUAAACAGCUGGGUGUCGGUAAGGCCAUUGCAUCAGAUGGUUCUUCCUUUGUGGUGGCCAGAUACUCCCCAGCAGGGAACAUCACCAACCAGGGACACUUUGAGAAUAAUGUCCUCCCAGCCAAAAGCAGCUCUUAAAGAGAUAUUGAUCUCUUGGCCUGACUCGGGCCAGAAAAGGCAUUUAUUCAGUUUUCCAGAAGAGAAGUUGCCUGCUUGAACUGCUGUGCAGAACACUGAGGUGAUAACCACUUCUUGCUGUACUACAAUUUUGGAUGAAUUUUGAUGAUACAAAGCACUCAGACUUUAAGUCCUAUGUUUAUAUUUUGGAAGGAUCUGUGUGUGUUCAUAAUGAAAGAUUUACCACUGUUUGAUGUUUGCUAACAGUACAUUUCCACUGACCAUGCCGACUGUUUAAUCUUGUUUUAUAGUUUUUUACCUAUGGCAUCAUUUUCCUUUUAAUACGAUCACAGACUGAAACAGACAUACUGUCCUUCACAUCUGCUUUUGUGUACGUGUGGGAGUUAAUUCAGUCAAAGGAACAGGCAAUACUCAUUAACAGUCAUUGCUUGUAAUUUGGUGAUUCAUCUGGAUCAGUGUGCAGGCUUUUUUUUUAACAAAGCACCCAGUAAAUGUCAAAUGUAGGUAGAUCACUCACACUAGCAAGUAGAUAUUUGUACUGAAAAUGUCAUGCAACAGAACACUGCACUUUAGUGUCAGUGACACAUAUACAUAGUAUUAUUUUCCCUUAUUUUUUGUAGUUGUAUUUAAGUUUUAACCAGUGAUCAGUCACUGUGUUCUUGCCUCUACUUGUCAAAACAGACCCAGCAAUUCCAUAUCUAUGCCUUGUAUUUUAACCACUUUUGUACAAUAAAAAAAAAUCAUUUGGCAUCUCUCUGGGAUUGUUUUUUUCUUUUAUGGGACAUUGUUAUAUGUAAGAUGUGAGGGUGAAUUUUCAUUUUAGGUCACAUACACUUAAGAUUGCCUUCCAAAACAUUAAAACAAUUACUUGUAAUGUUUGUUUAAGAUACAACCUGUGGCCAAUUUAAUAAAGGUCAUCGAUAUACAAUAUACUGUGCCAAGCAUAUUUUAUACAGUCUUCAUUUAUCUCACACAGUUAGGCAGUUUUGUCUUUGUACAUGACCACAGCGGAUUGGAAAUCAGCUGAUCAUAAAAAUGUAUGCGUGCAGACUUUCAGAUGUAAUUCAAGGGAUUUCAGAAAAAAAAAAACUGCAUUAACUAUUUUGGAAUUACUGACAUUUUUAUACACCCACCUCACUCAUUUUCAUAGGCUCAAAUUAAUUAACAUUAACAUGGUUUUUAAUAUUUGGAUAAGUAUUGUUUGCACUCAAUGACUGGCUGAUAUCUAGACCAAAUUAAAGUCAAUAAAUGCUCUGUUCUUCUGAGCCUUUAGUGCAACCACCUUCAGUCGCUGCUUCUUUGUGGGUCUUUCUGCAUUAAGUUUUAUCUUCAAUAACUGAAAAGCUGCUCUACUGAACUGAGAUUAGGCAACUGACUUUUUACAGAACAUCCCAUUUGUUUGCUUCUUGGGCUGCCUUUGCUGUUUGCUUUGGCUUCUUACCUAAUUGCUUUGUCUGGGUCAGUCAGAGUACAGCCCUGUACACUGCACAGUUCAUCCUGCUGCUUCUAUCAGCAGUCACAUCAUCAAUAAACAGUAUUAACCUAGUUCCACUGGCAUCAUAACCAUGUUUGACAGAUGAUGUGGUAUGCUUUGGAUCAUGAGCUGUUUCUUUCCUUCUUCAUACUUAUUUCCUCCACCACUCUGGUACUAUAUAUUGGAGAUAAAUUAUCUGAAUUUCAGGAGCGGGACCACGCCUCCAAACACGCCCCUUCUGGGUCCUAUCUAUAUAUGACACACACCCCCUCUCCUGGGCCUGGCAGAUGGGGAUCUGCCAGGCCCAGGAGCUGCCGCCACUCCCCUUCGAGGCCUUCCCCAAACCGUAGCUCAAUUCUUGAUUAAGCCAUUCGCCUCUAUCUACUAAAAACUGCUGCCCAACCUAAACUGAGGACAUGGGCCCAGCUAGUGAAUAAUCUUUUAUCUGUUUUCUGGAAAAGUCUAAUUUGGAUUUCUUGUUCUUGGCUGUAACUGGUCUUUUGCACCUUGUUGUAAAAUGUCUGUAUUUCUAUUUUCUGUAUUUGUGACGGCAUCUCUUGAUUGUAGACAAUAAAGCCUACCUUCUCA